AGUAGUGCCCGUGUAGAGUAUCGCUCUACGCGCUUAUGUAGAGCAGCCCGCUUUUCGUUUGUUGUCAAAGGUCCUACGGUUUUCCUCCUGUCCUGUCCUGUCCUGCCCCGUUGUCGCUGCUGUGUUUAGGAUCCCGCGGGUGCGGAUUCCGUGAUCGCGAAUCUAGUGGACAUUCUGUGGUGCUCGUGCGUUGGCCGGGGCCCUGUGACAGCUGAACCGACCGAUUGAGGCCAGGUGGAAUCGAUUGUCGAAAAAAAAAACGAAACAAAAAAGUGUGUUUUAGCGCGUCAUCAUGAAGCUGUUCGCUACAAUUCUGAUUGUGGCUUGCCUUGCGGCAUCGAACCUAGCGAGCCCAGCCCCGGACUGCCCACCGAGCGGCCAUGUACAUGGGGGAUACUCCUACGAAGCGCCAUCGGUCCAGCUGUCGGUCGGUAAGGCCAUCAACUCGGUGAGCGUGACGCCCGGUUUCUCCUCGUACUCGGUCGAUGGUGACGUGAAGUACGCCUCGGUUGGACCCUCGUACAGCUCGUACGAAGCCUCGCCAGCCUACAGCGCGUACGGUUCGUCGGAAGCCGACCUCAAGCUGACCAGCUACGUGCCGGCAGUGAAGACGGUAGCGGCCGCUCCGGCCGUCACCUACGCCAAGACGGCCGGUGUCGUCUACGCGGACAAAUCACCGGCAGCCACCUUUGCCUCGGUUGUACCGUCGGGCAUCAGCUACAGCAAGACGAUCGCGGCCGCACCAGCCUAUGUCGCACCGGUGGUCAACAAGGUGUACACCAGCGCUCCGGCCACUACCUACGUCUCGAAGGAGUACCUUCCGGCCGCCGUCAAGACCAGCGAGCUGUCCUACGUAGCCCAGCCGGCCGUCAGCAAGUAUGUGGCCGGUCCGGCCGUCGCCUCGUACGUCUCGAGCCCAGCGGUCAGCUACUCGUCGUCCGCUGCCAUUCCAGUGGCCAAGGUUGCCAGCUAUGCGGCUGCCCCGGUUGCCAAGGUCGCCACUUAUGAGGCUGCCCCGGCCGUUGCCUACACUGCUUCCUAUGCUCCGGCGGCCAAGGUUGCCGCGUACACUCCAGCCGCUACCUACGCCAGCUACAGUCCUGCCGUCAAGGUUGCCUCGUAUGCUCCGGCUGCCAGCUAUGCCAGCUACAGCCCGGCCACCACCUACUCCAGCUACGCACCGGCCGCUACCUACUCCAGCUACGCGCCGGCCGCUAAGAUUGUCUCGUACAGCCCGGCCGUCACCAGCUAUGCUGCCUAUGCUCCGGCUGCUAAGGUCGCCUAUGCUGCCCCGGCUGCCAGCUAUGCCAGCUCGUAUGCUACCACCUCCAAGCUGGCCUAUGCCGCUCCAGCUGUUACCAAGACUGUCGUGUCGGCCGCUCCAGCAGUCGCCACUUACUCCUAUGCUGCUCCAGCGGUCACCAAGUAUGCCGCGACUCCAGCUGUGGCUUCGUACUCGUAUGCUGCUCCGGCCGUCACCAAGUACGCUGCCGCUGGUCCUGCCGUGGCCUCGUACUCCUAUGCUGCCCCGACCGUCACCAAGUACGCCGCUGCCCCGGCUGUAUCGACGGCGUACGUGUCCAGCCCAACCGUCACCAAGUACAGCACCGGUGCCGCCGUGAGUGGCUACGUGGCGCCUUACUCCGCUGCCGCCUAUGCCCCAGCCGUUAGCAAGUACGUCUCGACACCGGCCGUAUCCUCGUACUACGCUACCCCCGCUGUGUCGAAGGUCGUUGCCACUCCGGCCGUAUCGUCGUACUACGCCACACCCGCCGUCUCGAAGGUCGUUUCGUCCCCAGCCAGCUAUGCUUCGUACGCUAGUGUGCCGGCCACAUACUCCGCGGGAUACGUAGCAGCCCCAGCCGUUGCUAAGGUAGCCACCGCCAGCUAUGGACCGGCCGUCGCUACCUACAGCUCCGGUGCCGCCGUCUCUAGCUAUAGCCACGGAUCGGACUACUCGUCCUACUCCGUAGCGCCGGCUGUUUCUAAGGUGGUCGCUACUCCGGCCGUCGCUGCAUACAGCGCUGGACCAGCCUAUUCUGCGUACUCCGUAGCGCCAGCCGUCUCGAAGGUCGUCGCCACGCCGGCCGUCGCUGCAUACAGCGCGGUUCCGGCCGUCUCCAAGGUCUACUCGACUCCGGCCGUUGCUGCCUACAGUGCUGGCCCAGCCUACUCGACCUACUCCGCUGCCCCGGUCGUUUCCAAGGUGUACUCGACUCCUGCCGUUGCUGCGUACAGUGCCGGCCCGGCUUACUCAGGAUACUCGGCUGGUCCUGCCAUCACCAACUACGCCACGGGCUCGGCCGCCAUCGCUGGCUAUGCCACGACAGGAUCCUCCCACGGAUACUACGCUGCUGGUCCAGCGGUGAGCAGUGCUCACUAUGGUGGAUUCCGUUACGCGGCUGCCGCUCCGGCCCUUACCACUGCCUACACUGCACCGGCCACCGUCGUCAAGACCGUUGCCCCGGCCACCGUCGUCAAGACGGUCGCCGAGAAGUACGUGGAACACUACGAUGAUAACGCACGUUAUGCCUUCGAGUAUGGCGUCAACGAUCCGCUGACCGGUGAUAUCAAGCACCAGAAGGAGGAGCGCGACGGUGAUGUCGUGCGCGGUCAGUACUCGCUGGUUGAGCCGGACGGUAAUGUGCGCACCGUCGACUACUACGCCGACUGGGCCACCGGAUUCCAUGCCACCGUGACCAACAGCCGGGAUCAGGUGCACGCCACCAAGGUGCUCGGCAAGCGUGACACCGUGAAGGCGUAAGGUGGACCAUUUUCCAUCUAGCAAUUCUACAAACAUACGUCCUCCUUCCCCCAAACACAUAAACGCACACACAAACAAACACAUUCCUGCCACACAUCCGCCCCCGGACCAGGACGACUGUGUACCGUCCGAUCGAUCGAUCUCGGUUUGAACAUCCGGACGCCGUGACACUUGAGUUAUUGUUAAUAUUUGAUUUUCAUUUUUUUUUUUACAUUAAUAAUGCGUCAACGCCAACGCUAAACGCUCUCCUGCUCAUCUUCAUCCCCUGUGGUCCUCUGUGGCUGUGUGUGUCGCGUGGGCUCAUCCGCACUCCAACCCGUACCAUUCCAUUGGCACCACCGGCUCCACGGUGUGCGCUGUAUUUUUCAUUUAUUUUGUGUUAUUAAUGUUUAUUUAUUUGGUGGUAGCCAUGCACGUGGUGGUGAGUAGGAGGAGCAGAUCGUAGCAUGUAACGUGACACACGCAGGCACGCCGAGAUCACGAGACGAGUUCGCUCACUCCGAACUUCCCUUUCAUCACGCAUUAACACGUGUGCAGGAAUGCACCAUCAGUAGCACGUGAUGCUGAUGCUGCUGCGCGUAGGAGUGACUGGAUUCGUUUGCGUUGCAAAAUGCGUGCGCCACGUGUGUUUCUGUUGUGUAUACCGUUAUUCCUUUCGGACACCAGAUCAGUCGCUGUAAAUAUAAACCAACCAACCUGUACCCUUGUUUUGUGACCAACCAAUUCCCACAAUCCCGGGCCCCCCCCCGCUCUUUUGGACCUUUUCGUUCUUCCCCAAUGAUUUCUCAUGCUGGAUUCACCUAAAUUCGCCACUGACCAUCACGCCAGGACACUUUUGAAACGAACAACAACAACAAAAGGCAACAUAAAAAGGGUGAAGAAACCGCAAACCCGUUCGCUCAGUGGCUCAGUGUUGGCAAAGUGCGCCAGUGCCCAUGUUAUAUCUUUGUGAUAGAAGUGUCAUACAAAUAAAUGUAUUUUUAUUAUCCGUG
This is a messenger RNA of Anopheles darlingi, 3756 nucleotides long. RefSeq names its product paternally-expressed gene 3 protein (gene Cpr76Bd). The transcript is spliced from 4 exons. Lineage: Eukaryota; Metazoa; Arthropoda; Insecta; Diptera; Culicidae. Bases 293 to 2764 code for a protein of 823 amino acids. The record is from RefSeq and is a predicted model, not a curated record.